AUGACUUCCAACUCCACCGUGAGAAGCCAAAGCGGCAGCCGCCGUGUCUUCAGUGCCGGCUCAGCCAGAGUCCCUGGGGUCAACCGCUCUGGCUUCAGCAGCAUGUCCGUGUGCCGCUCCAGGGGCAGUGGAGGCUUCACUGGAGUGGGUGGAGGAGCUAGCUUUGGCAGCCGCAGCCUCUAUGGCAUAGGGGGCUCCAAGAGGAUCUCCCUCGGAGGGGGCAGCUGUGCCUUCGGUGGCGGAUAUGGCGGCAGAGCUGGAGGCGGCCUUGGCUUUGGAGGCAUCCAAGAGGUCACCAUCAACCAGCGUCUCCUGACUCCCCUCAACCUGCAAAUCGACCCCACCAUCCAGCGAAUCAAGACUGAGGAGCAGGAGCAGAUCAAGACCCUCAACAACAGGUUCGCCUCCUUCAUUGACAAGAUGCCGUUCCUGGAGCAGCAGAACGAGGUCCUGGAGACCAAAUGGAGCCUGCUGCAGGAGCAGGGCACCAAGACCGUGAGGCAGAGCCUGGAGCCCAUCUUCAACACCUACAUCAACCUCCAGUGGCAGUUGGACAGCGUCACCACCAAGAGGGGCAGGCUGGGUGCUGAGCUGAGAACCAUGCAGGAUGUCGUGGAAGAUCUCAAAGUCAGGUGAGAGUGGGAGACCCUUAGAUCACAUGCAGAUGAAGUUAACAAGCACACGGCUGCUGAGAAUGAGUUUGCGGCUCUGAAGAAAGACUUGGAUGCCCCCUACAUGGACAAGGUGGACCUGGAGGCCAAGGUCAACUCUCUGACCAAAGGGACCAAUUUCCUCCGGGUGCUCUUUGAGGCAGAGCUGUCCCAGAUGCAGACCCGGGUCAGCGACACAUCGGUGGUCCUGUCCAUGGACCACAACUGCAGCCUGGACCUGGAUGGCAUCAUCGCCGAGGUCAAAGCCCAGUACGAGGACAUCGCCAACCGCAGCCGGGCUGAUGCUGUGUCCUGGUACCAGACCAAGUACGAGGAGCUGCAGGUCACGGCAGGCCGGCCCGGCGAUGAUCUCCACAACACCAAACGAGAGAUCUCUGAGACGGACCGGAUGAUCCAGAGGCUGAGAGCCGGGAUCGACAACGUCAAGAUGCAGUGUGCCAGCCUGCACACAGCCAUCGCCGACGCGGAACAGCACGGAGAACUGGCCCUCAAGGAUGCACGGGCCAAGCUGGUGGACCUGGAGGAGGCCCUGCAGAAGGCCAAGCGGGACAUGGCACAGCUGCUGCGUGAGUAGGAGCUCAUGAACAUCAAGCUGGCCUUGGACAUGGAGGUCGCCACUUACAGGAAGCUGCUGGAGGGCGAGGAGUGCAAAUAUGAAGAGGAGCUCUCCCUGCAGCCCUCUGCUGAGAAUGAGUUUGUUGCCUUGAAGAAGGAUGUGGACACAGCCUUCCUGAUAAAGGCUGACCUGGAGACCAAUGUGGGUCUGGUCCAGGAGAUCGACUUCCUGAAAAGCUUAUACACCCAGGAGAUCAGCCUGCUGCAGUCUCAGAUCUCAGAGACCUCCAUCAUUGUGAAGGUGGACAAAAGCCAGGAGCUGCAGGCGGGCGGCAUCGUUUCCCAGAUCGAAGCCCAGUACGACAAAAUCUCCAGCCGCAGCAAAGCACAAGCAGAGGCCUGGUACCAGAGCCGGUAUGAGGAGCUGCGGCUGACAGCCGGGACCCGCUGUGACAACCUCCACAACGGCAAGAACGAGAUUCUGGAAAUAAACAAGCUGAUUCAGUGGUUGCAGCAAGACAUUGAGAAUGUCAAAGCCCAGAUGAGGCCAUCACAGGGGUGCGCCAUGCCCGAGGCGGAGCAGCAGGGGGAGGCGGCCCUCAACGACGCCAAGUGCAAGCUGGCUGGGCUGGAGGAGGCCCUGCAGAAGACCAGGCAGGAUAUGGCCUGCCUGCUCAAGGAGUUCCAGCAGGUGAUGAACUCCAAGCUGGGCCUGGACAUCGAGAUCGCCACCUACAGGCGCCUGCUGGAGGGCGAGGAGCACGGGCUGCAUGAAGGCGUUGGGCCCGUGAAUAUCUCUGUGAACAGCUCCAAAGGCACAUCCUCUACGAGCCAAGCAGUUAGCAUCGAGAUGAGCCAGCAAACUGCCUACACUAGCUCAGCCAGCAGAUCUCAGGAUUACAUCCAGACCAGCUCCCAACAGGAAGCAGAAACUGUCAGAGCAGCAAAAGCCCCAGCCCGGAGUUUCCAGGACAACUCCCCUCUCCCCACCUGCUGA
Molecule: messenger RNA, 2223 nt
Organism: Globicephala melas (long-finned pilot whale)
Lineage: Eukaryota; Metazoa; Chordata; Mammalia; Artiodactyla; Delphinidae
Source: RefSeq, a predicted model, not a curated record